This is a messenger RNA of Malassezia pachydermatis, 516 nucleotides long. RefSeq lists its product as hypothetical. Gene Ontology annotation, biological process: DNA repair. The record is from RefSeq and is a predicted model, not a curated record. Gene Ontology annotation, cellular component: nucleus. Bases 1 to 516 code for a protein of 171 amino acids. NCBI's taxonomy places the organism in Eukaryota, Fungi, Basidiomycota, Malasseziomycetes, Malasseziales, Malasseziaceae. The transcript has a single exon.
AUGUCCUCCUCGACUGCAUCGUCGAUGGUGGAUUGGCGGCAAACGGAAGAUGAAACUGGGUCUAUGGGCCUGUUGUUUGUGAUUCUGAGUCUAAUUCUUCUCUCCGGGCGUCAAGUGGGCGAAGGAAAGCUGCGUGCCUAUCUAGCCCAACUUUCGCUGUUUAUUGACCGGCCAUUACCCACCGCUAUUCAAACACAUGGCGCAAGGACUGUCGAUGACCUCGCUGAUGCACGGCGUGGACACAAUGAACAAAGUAACCUAGAGUCCUUUUUGCAGCAAAUGCAACGGUAUGGGUAUCUGGAAAAAGUGCGUGUGGCAGCAAGCGCUGAGACACCCUCCGCGCCGUCCUUUGAGUGGCGUUGGGGAGCCAGAGCAGAGCUAGAAAUCGGCGAAGCAGGUGUGGCGGCAUUUGUCACAGAUCUAUACCAGAAUGGCGCCAAAUCCGAAAAUGAAAAUGUUGCUUCAGAGCUGCGUCGACGAAUUGAACGCGCUGCUGGUACACCGUUGGUAGGAUGA